Molecule: messenger RNA, 776 nt
Organism: Spinacia oleracea (spinach)
Lineage: Eukaryota; Viridiplantae; Streptophyta; Magnoliopsida; Caryophyllales; Amaranthaceae
Exons: 1
Coding region: 107-568 (153 amino acids)
Biological process (GO): translation
Cellular component (GO): large ribosomal subunit; ribosome
Molecular function (GO): structural constituent of ribosome; large ribosomal subunit rRNA binding
Source: RefSeq, a predicted model, not a curated record
CAUUGAAUAAAGCCACGAAGUUAGCCCAAGCCCAAAAUCAACAAUCACAAUUCACAACCCAAACCAGAAACCAGAAACCAGAAACCUUCGUUUUCUCUUUCCAACAAUGGCGGCAGCAAAAGAGCUCAGGAAACCAGUCAUGGCGACAGUACGUCUAACAAUCAACGCCACUCAAGCUAAACCAGGUCCACCCGUGGGAGCAAUUUUAGGUCAGUUAAAGCUCAAUCUCAUGGCUUUUUGCAAGGAUUUCAACGCCCGUACUCAAAAGUACAGUAUUGAUACUCCCAUGUCUGUCUCCCUCAUCGCAUACAAGGAUCAAACCUUCGACUAUGUCAUCAAAUCUCCCACUGUUUCCUGGUUCCUCAAAAAAGCUGCAGGUAUCGACUCCGCUAGUACUCGCCCUGGACAUAUUGUCGCUUCAUCGGUAACAUUGAAACAUGUUUAUGAAAUUGCAAAUAUUAAGAAGGAAGAUCCCGGCUGUAAGCAUUUGGAGGUUGAGAGUAUUUGUAAGUCUAUUAUUGGUACUGCUAAAUCUAUGGGGAUUAAGGUUGUUAAAGAGUUGGAAUGAAUUGAAUUGAAUUUUGGGAGAUUUUUUAGGGUUAGGAUUUUAAGGCAUUUUUGUUAUUGUGGAUCUUGUAAUUGGAAUCCGAUCGGAUUUGGAUUUCUGAUGUUGGAGUGGUUUUUCUUCUAUGAUUUACAUGUAAUGUAGACAAAUUAUCAAUAUAUUUCAAUAAUUUUGACAUUGUUGUGUUCAAUUUAUUAUUUUCUUCGGUGAA